GCGCGUCGGAGUCGCUCUGCCUAAUUGAGCCCAGCGGCGAGGCCCAGGGAGAGGAGCUCGUCUGAGGAGCUGCUGCAGCGUUUCUUGGGGAGCGGCCGGUAUCAUCAUGUUUGAAAUCAAGAAGAUCUGCUGCAUCGGGGCGGGCUAUGUCGGGGGACCCACUUGUAGUGUCAUUGCUCACAUGUGCCCUGAAAUCAGGGUGACUGUUGUAGAUGUUAAUGAAUCAAGAAUCAAUGCCUGGAACUCUCCAACACUUCCUAUUUAUGAGCCAGGACUGAAAGAAGUAGUAGAAUCCUGCCGAGGGAAAAAUCUGUUUUUUUCUACCAAUAUUGAUGAUGCCAUUAAAGAAGCUGAUCUUGUAUUUAUUUCUGUAAAUACUCCACCAAGACCUAUGGCUAUGGGCAAAGGCCGUGCAGCAGAUCUGAAAUACAUUGAAGCCUGUGCAAGACGCAUCGUGCAAACUCCAUGGUUACAAAUAGUGACUGAGAAGAGCACAGUUCCUGUUCGGGCAGCCGAAAGCAUCCGUCGGAUAUUUGACGCAAACACAAAACCCAACUUGAAUUUACAGGUGCUCUCCAACCCCGAGUUUUUGGCCGAAGGCACUGCUAUCAAGGACCUCAAGAGCCCAGACAGAGUGCUGAUUGGGGGAGACGAAACGCCGGAGGGCCAGCGAGCAGUUAGGCCCUGUGUUGCUGUCUAUGAGCAUUGGGUACCCAGAGAAAAGAUCCUCACCACCAACACAUGGUCUUCUGAACUUUCCAAACUGGUAGCAAAUGCUUUCCUUGCCCAGAGAAUCAGCAGCAUUAACUCUAUCAGUGCCCUCUGUGAAGCAACAGGAGCUGAUGUAGAAGAGGUGGCAACAGCCAUUGGAAUGGACCAGAGGAUUGGGAAUAAGUUUCUGAAAGCCAGUGUUGGGUUUGGUGGGAGCUGCUUUCAGAAAGAUGUUCUGAAUUUGGUUUAUCUCUGUGAGGCUCUGAAUUUGCCUGAAGUAGCUCGCUAUUGGCAGCAGGUCAUAGAUAUGAAUGACUACCAGAGAAGGAGGUUUGCUUCCAGGAUCAUCGACAGUCUGUUCAAUACUGUCACUGAUAAGAAAAUAGCCAUUUUGGGGUUUGCAUUCAAAAAGGACACAGGUGAUACAAGAGAAUCUUCUAGUAUAUAUAUUAGCAAAUAUUUGAUGGAUGAAGGCGCACACCUUCAUAUAUAUGAUCCAAAAGUACCAAGAGAACAAAUUGUUGUGGAUCUUUCUCAUCCAGGAGUUUCAGCAGAUGAUCAAGUGUCCAGACUCGUGACCAUUUCCAAAGAUCCCUAUGAGGCGUGUGAUGGCGCCCAUGCAGUCGUUAUUUGCACCGAGUGGGACAUGUUUAAGGAACUGGAUUAUGAACGGAUCCAUAAGAAAAUGCUGAAGCCAGCCUUUAUCUUUGAUGGACGUCGUGUCCUGGAUGGGCUUCACAAUGAACUUCAGACCAUUGGCUUCCAGAUUGAAACAAUUGGCAAAAAGGUGUCAUCCAAGAGAAUUCCGUAUGCUUCUGGUGAAAUUCCAAAGUUCAGUCUUCAGGAUCCACCUAGCAAGAAACCCAGAGUCUAGAAUUGCCAUUUUAAUUAGUAAUGUUUUUGGUAUUCCAGGAUAGCAAAUACCUUCUGAUAUUACAUGGUAAAUGAAUCAGGAGUUUUUAAGGAAACAAAACUUUUUUUAAUCAAGUUUAUACUAGCCAUAUUGGAAUUAAGCUAUCUGAUAUUAUAGAUCUAGAAUAUUUUUUUACAUAUUUUUAUAAUACUGUUACCUCAGUGAUUGGACAAGUGUCAAAUAAUCAUGGUUGCUUUAACGGUGUCAAUUUUUGUAAAAUUAAAAUGAACCUUCAGAUACUUUUUACUUUACAAAAUGUCCAAAGGCA
This is a messenger RNA of Suncus etruscus (white-toothed pygmy shrew), 1892 nucleotides long. RefSeq names its product UDP-glucose 6-dehydrogenase (gene UGDH). Lineage: Eukaryota; Metazoa; Chordata; Mammalia; Eulipotyphla; Soricidae. Gene Ontology annotation, molecular function: NAD binding; UDP-glucose 6-dehydrogenase activity. Gene Ontology annotation, cellular component: cytosol; nucleus. The record is from RefSeq and is a predicted model, not a curated record. Gene Ontology annotation, biological process: glycosaminoglycan biosynthetic process.